AUGGCUUGCGGUCUAAAACUGGCUGCCGCCCGAUGCGGCGCAUUGAACGGCCAACACUUGCGUCAACGUGUCUCCCUCAAUGGCUUGCGACAGUAUUCGUCCCAGACUACCCCCCCUACCUCUCCUUUCGCACCUCGCCAUUUUCUCUCCAUUGCCGAUCUGACCCCUACCGAGUUCGCUACCCUUGUCCGCAAUGCGUCUUCGUACAAACGCUCGAUCAAAUCGGGCUCCGUGCCUCAGAAUCUCCUCGGAGCCCUGAACGGGAAGACCGUGGCCAUGAUGUUCAGUAAACGGAGUACUCGAACCAGGAUUUCGACCGAGGGUGCCGUGGUGCGGAUGGGAGGCCACCCAAUGUUUCUGGGAAAAGAUGACAUUCAAUUGGGUGUCAAUGAGUCCCUAUACGACACGGCGGUGGUGGUCUCUUCAAUGGUGUCUUGCAUCGUGGCUCGCGUCGGCAAGCAUGCCGAAGUCGCCGACCUCGCGAAGCACUCAACCGUUCCUGUGAUUAACGCUCUCUGUGACUCAUUCCACCCGCUGCAAGCCGUUGCCGAUUUCCAGACCAUGCACGAAACGUUCACACCCAAGGCUCAUGGUCUCUCCAGCCUGGGUCUGGAGGGCUUGAAGAUCGCCUGGGUCGGCGAUGCGAAUAACGUUUUGUUUGACAUGGCUAUCGCGGCAGCCAAGAUGGGCAUUGACCUGGCCGUUGCCACGCCCAAGGGCUACGAGAUUCCUGCGCACAUGCUGGAGAUCAUCCAGAAGGCCGGAGAAGGCGUGUCCAGCCCCGGGAAACUCAUCCAGACCAAUGUUCCUGAGGAAGCUGUCAAGGACGCGGAUGUUCUGGUCACGGACACUUGGGUAUCCAUGGGACAGGAAGCCGAAUCGAUCAAGCGGCUCAAAGACUUUGAAGGCUUCCAGAUCACAGCCGAUCUGGCCAAGCGUGGUGGUGCUAAGGAAGGGUGGAAAUUUAUGCACUGCUUGCCCCGUCACCCGGAGGAAGUAAACGAUGAAGUCUUCUACAGCCAGCGGUCCUUAGUCUUCCCUGAAGCAGAGAACCGGCUGUGGGCCGCGAUUUCUGCUAUCGAGGCAUUCGUUGUGAACAAGGGGAAAAUCGUAUGA
Aspergillus fischeri NRRL 181 is the source of this 1116-nucleotide messenger RNA. RefSeq names its product ornithine carbamoyltransferase (gene argB). The record is from RefSeq and is a predicted model, not a curated record. The coding region runs from base 1 to 1116 and encodes 371 amino acids. Gene Ontology annotation, biological process: L-citrulline biosynthetic process. The transcript has a single exon. Lineage: Eukaryota; Fungi; Ascomycota; Eurotiomycetes; Eurotiales; Aspergillaceae. Gene Ontology annotation, cellular component: mitochondrion. Gene Ontology annotation, molecular function: ornithine carbamoyltransferase activity; amino acid binding.